Messenger RNA from Phascolarctos cinereus (koala), 1560 nucleotides. The record is from RefSeq and is a predicted model, not a curated record. NCBI's taxonomy places the organism in Eukaryota, Metazoa, Chordata, Mammalia, Diprotodontia, Phascolarctidae.
UACAAAUCCCUCUUGAUGCUGAAUUGGAGAGUGAGCUUGGUGGGCAAGGGUGCCCGCCUCUCAGCUGCCUCCCCAGAGUUCUCAGAAUCACAGAACAGAGAGAGCUGCCCCACAAUGGAGGGUCUGUGCUCACUAACUCUGCUGCUGCUGUUGCUGUGGCCACCUGAGACUUGGGAGGGACUGGCUUCUAAACCACCAUUUCCCACAAAGAUCUCCGCGGAUCCUGCUGUUCUCUACCUCGGUAAUGGUACCGGGCAAGAGCCUGUCCUCAUCAUAACUUUCGACCUCACCAAGGUCACUAGAGCCAUCUCCUCCUUUGACCUUCGGACCUGGAACCCAGAAGGAGUGAUUUUUUAUGGGGAUACAAAUCCCAAAGAUGACUGGUUUAUGCUAGGACUUCGGGGUGGUCGGCUUGAGAUACAGAUCCACAACUUUUGGGCCCAGCUCACCGUGGGAGCUGGGCCCCGACUAGAUGAUGGAUGCUGGCACCAGGUGAAAGUCAAGAAUCAGGAGGAUUCUGUGCUCCUGGAGGUGGAUGGGGAUGAGGUGCUGAGGCUAAGUCAAGUCUCUAGGCCCCUGGUUGGGACUGCUGUGCCCACAAUGAGGAUUGCUGUGGGGAGCUUGCUCUUCCCCCCCACUGACCUUCAUCUCCCGCUGAUUCCUGCCCUGGAUGGUUGUCUCCGACGACACAUCUGGCUGAAUCAGCCUGGCAACACUGCACCCUUCAGCCACCAACCUCAGGGGGCUUGCAACCCUGAGGCCCAGCCAGGCACCUUCUCCCCAAGGUGCCACACAGCGUUCAGCCUCCAAGACCUCCCCCAGCCAGAUGUGGACCCCUGGGCCUUCUCCUUGGAGCUCAGACUUCAGUUUUUCAGGGGCUCAGGAUGCCUCCUUGCCCUCGGUAUCCUGGGCAAUCAAUCCCUGCUCAGCCUUGACCUUCAAGACCAAAUAUUGGUACUUUCUGCCAGGUUACCACAGGAGCUGAAGGUGCUUUCUAAGUCAUUGCCUCUGAGCCCAGGGCAUCUGCUUCAACUUGAGCUGGGCUUGACCAGGGUAACACUGAGUCAGGGGCCACAGGAAGUGGCCCUCAUUUUGCCCCCUGUACUCCUAAUCUCUCUUCUAGACCUCUGGACCCAAGCUAAGGGGAGCCUCAUCCUGGGAGCGGCACCAGGAGAGGCCUCUUCUGUCUCUUUCUGUCUGAAUGGGCUUCGGGUACAGGGCAAGGAGCUGGACGUGGAUCAGGCUCUGAGCCGAAGCAAGAACAUCUGGACUCACAGCUGUCCACGGAGUCUGAACAACAGUACUAACACACCUCAUUAAACUUCCUUGAAAAGAGCCCCUUAGAUUGCCUCCUUCUGCUUGCAACUCAUCAAACACCACCCAUCUCUCCUUCUCCAUCCUCCACCCCAAAGGCCCCAACAUGAAUGGUGAAAAAAGAACAUAGUAUUUCGAGCCACAGAUCCUGAAAUUAAAUCCCAGCUCUACUGUUUACUACCCGUAUGACCUCAAGGAAGUCAUCAGUUUAAAAAAAAAAUAAAAAAGGUGGUAUGCUAAAUGACA